AUGGAUGCAGUCUCUGUGCUGACUCAGGUCAUUCAGACGAGCAUGCUGAAGGAGUUUCCAGCCAAAGAAGCAAAGGCCUUAAUUGGCUUUGAAGUUGGUAGAAUGGUCCUGCAACGCUUGCCGACCGUGAUUCCUGGUGGAUUCAUCAAUCCCUUGGCGAAUGUGUAUUUGGCCACCAGCGCGUAUAUUGCUCUGCAGAAAGCAACACGACCCAAACCUGGCUUGGCUGGAGCUCCUCCGUGGAUUCGUGACAUUCUGGCAGACCACUCACGCUUUUCUUUGAAAAGGCCCUACUCGUACACUGGGACCACAGCCGAGCUGGCUGCCUUUGGGACGAUCCUGCGGCGGCUGGUACCUGGCCUGCUUCAGCUCCCUCUUUUUGCUGGGCUGCAGGAGAAUCACCAAACCUUCGAAAAGGCACUAGAGCAUCAGGCACCAUUGAAGCUGCGAUGGAGAGAAGAAAAAGAGAGGCCUAUGCAUGACUUGGCUGACAGCUUUCUGCUGGUGAACACGAUGAGAAUUCUCAGCGGAAGCCGAGGAAGAUCAUUCGUGUUGACCCUUGACCGUGCUGCUGCCCUGGCCGCUGGUGAUGCGAAGGCGGCUGCGAGUGCACUUCUGCGAGCUCGUCGGCUCAUCCCACGCUUGGCAAAGGCAGACUUGGAUGAGACCUUAGCAUCCUUCGUCGAAUCUGCUCAUGACAAUGCAUGGAACUUCCGGCAAGAAGCACUGCUCCACAACCCACGUGAGCCACCACCCGCAGUGCGGGUGGCGGAACUGCUGCGCUGGGCCAAAACGGACUCUGGGAAGCGGCUGCUAGCCUUGGCAGACAUCAGAAGACAUGGAGUAUCUGGAGUCCAAUGGCCAGGGAAUGAAGAGCUGUGGAGACCAUCAGCUGGAUACACUGCCGUUGGAGGUCUUUUGCUCCUUCCUUUGCUGACUCCAAUUGAUGCAGUGCGCUGGGCGUCAUGGUGCACAAUGAGCCUCACAGUCUUUGGACUGAUGCUACCAAUGCUGCAUUUGCUGGGAGCACCUUCGUUGCCAGCACCUGCCUUCCUCAGCCUCGGCAGUCUUCUUCUGUACUGCUUGAUUGCUGGUAGCAUAUGGUGGAACCAUUUGCUGGGUGGUGCGCGACGCUGGGCGAUACUCAGCGGCCAGUUGGCUUCUCAACUGGUUGACCAGGCAGAUGCUGCAGCUGGUAUUGCGUUCCUGACCCGGGAUUGGGCAGAAAUGGCCCGAAGAUCUCUGGUGGCCCUGGACCAGGACGCUAGAUUUUGCCUUUUCUGUUGCUCCUUUCACAAACGUGCAGUGUUAGAUCUCUGUUAG
Cladocopium goreaui is the source of this 1323-nucleotide messenger RNA. The record is from the annotation of a GenBank genome assembly. Lineage: Eukaryota; Dinophyceae; Suessiales; Symbiodiniaceae.